AUGAACUUUCAGCCUAAUGACUACUUACAAGGGUUAAACCUUGAUUUCGAUUCAUCAAUCCCUUCUAAUGAUGUAUCUCCAAAUUUCAAUUCUACUGAUCUUGAUAUCUUUUCUCAAUCUGAUUUCUUUGCUUUAGAUGUAUUUUCAAAAGAUAAUAUCGUUCCAAAUAAACAACAUCAUGGUCAUGUUCAAUCUCACCCAGUACAACCUCAACCAGUACAAGUUGCUCCUGUUGUUACUAUUCCAGAACCAAGAAUAGCGAUCAAACAAGAACCUCAAGAAUCUUCUUUAAAUUCCACUGAUGGAUUAGAUUUCUUAGAUUUUAAUCCUCAUCAAUCUCCUUUAAAACAAGAAACUCCAUCUACUAAUCAAACUGAUACUGUCAUUGAAGAAUCUCAUCAUUUUGUUGCUGAAUUAGCUGCUAAUGAAGAUAAAAGAAAACGAAAUACUGCUGCUAGUGCCAGAUUUAGAAUUAAAAAAAAAUUAAAAGAACAAGAAAUGGAACAAAAAUCAAAAGAAUUACAAGAUAAAGUUUUAGGAUUAGAAAAGAGAUUAAAAACUUUAGAAAUGGAAAAUAAAUGUCUUAAGAAUUUAAUCUUGCAACAAAAUGAACAAAAAAAUAGUGAUUUAUUAGAAAAUAUCAAAAAGAGAAGUAUUUUAUAUUCUCAACCGGUAUUUCAAUUCACUAAUUGA
This is a messenger RNA of Scheffersomyces coipomensis, 693 nucleotides long. RefSeq names its product Met28p (gene MET28). Gene Ontology annotation, molecular function: DNA-binding transcription activator activity, RNA polymerase II-specific; RNA polymerase II transcription regulatory region sequence-specific DNA binding. Lineage: Eukaryota; Fungi; Ascomycota; Pichiomycetes; Serinales; Debaryomycetaceae. Gene Ontology annotation, cellular component: nucleus. Bases 1 to 693 code for a protein of 230 amino acids. Gene Ontology annotation, biological process: regulation of transcription by RNA polymerase II. The transcript has a single exon. The record is from RefSeq and is a predicted model, not a curated record.